GGGGCAUUGUACGGCUGGAUCCCUUCGCUGGGCGGAGCGGAUGGCGCCACGUCGGACGGCGAGGGCUAGUGUUGAUUCGAGAGUGUGUUCUUUGCAUGUUUCCCUGUGACCACUCAAAGAGAGGAAAAAUACAGGCAGGCCAUAGCUCUAGGGUUCCAUCGUCUUCUUCUUAGGGCGCGCGGGGCGGAUCCGGUGGGCGCCAUUGAUUUCGGCAUCGGCACAGUAUGUCGGCACCAGGAACUAACAAGAGCAAUGGCACGGACAAAGACCCAAAUGAGGACAAGACUGACUACACCAUAGCCAAGGCAGCGGGCGCGGUAAUCGCGACUGGGAUUGCCUGGACUGUUUUUAAGACGUUCUGGCCGAAGAAAGCCGACGAGGAAUACGAGCGCUAUAGCGAGGGAGUCUCAUCGUUCGAGUCCGAAGCCCAGGAAAAAACCGAGGGAUUGGCGGACAGAGCUGCGUCCACGAUCAGCAAAAAGUUCCCGAAGUUCUCGCGGAAGCACAAAUCCGGAGCGUACGAGGUCUGCCCGGGUGACACACUAUAUGGACUCUCGAGAAAAUACGGGGUGACUGUGGAAUCGAUCAAAGCUGCCAAUGGUAUUCAUAACGAUAUCAUAGUCGUGGGAGAUAAGCUCGACAUUCCAAGCUACUAGAGCCGCGAAGAAGAACAAGAACAAGAACUAAGUUCAUCCAUCGGGUUUUUCUUUUUUCUUUUGUUUCCGUUUUUCUCGUCCCUCUUUUUUUUCUCUUGGUUUUUUUUUCCCUGGCCUCACAGCUAUUAUCAUCCUCGUUUUUGUGGAGAUUUUUUUUAUCCUUGCGUUGUUUCAAUGUGGAAAAAUAGCAUGUGGCUAUACUUUCUAAACAUUGUGUGUGAUUGACACCUUGUAGAAUUCCUGUCUAGCCACAUUGGACGUUUGUAUAGGAUCGUGCGUUUAACUUUAUCUCGAUUUGGUUAUUAUAAGUGGGAUUAGUUUAAGGGGUAAAGGAGAUGCGCGAAUAUGCCUCGAGCUAACGCUUUUGCGCUGCCGUCUUUGCUAGCGCUCGAGAGGAGGAGGAAUGGCGAAUGCGAUAGACCCUAAUUUCCUGGCGCUCACGGCGAUCAUCACGAUUUUGUACCAGGGCUUGUUCUUCGCGAUCGCGGCCACGUUUAAAUUCGACAAAGUCACGGAUUUCGCAGGUAGCACAAACUUCGUUUUGCUCGCAUUUUUGACGGCCGUCAUCAACGGGACGUGGUUCACUCGCCAGAUCGUUUUGACACUGCUCGUCUUUGUGUGGGGGACGAGGCUCGCAGCCUUCCUGCUUAUAAGAAUCUUGAAAUGGGGAGAAGAUCGAAGAUUUGAUGACAAGCGCAACAACUUAGGCGCAUUUGCGAUCUUUUGGAUAAUGCAAGCGGCAUGGGUCUGGACUGUGAGCUUGCCGGUCACGAUAGCCAAUGCCAGCGACAUGGAUCCACCACUGGAAGCUCGCGAUGCGAUUGGAUGGUUUCUCUGGAUCUGCGGCAUUGUCAUCGAGAUGACCUCCGACUACCAGAAGCUCAAGUUCAAGGAAGACAUGGACAACAGAGACAAAUGGUGUGACAUUGGCUUUUGGAGCGUCUCUCGUCACCCCAACUAUUUCGGAGAGAUGCUACUUUGGUGGGGGAUCUUCGCAGCCGCCUCGCCAGUUUUUCGAGGCGGCCAGUGGGCAGCCAUCUUCGGGCCACUUUUCCUCAUGGCCAUCCUCCUCUUUCUCAGCGGCCUGCCUUUGCUCGAGGCAUCUGCUGAUAAGAAGUAUGGUUCCAAUCCAGCGUACAGGAUGUACAAGGAAACCACCAGUCCCUUGAUACCUUUCCCGCCCACAAAGUAUGCACAGCUCCCACCUUGGGUGAAGAAGACGUUCUUUUUCGAGUUUCCAAUCUACAGCAAACAUUUGGGUGUUGUCGAUUGAUCAAUCGCUCGCUGCCAGCCUUGUUGAUCAGCUUAUUGGUAAAGUUUCUUCAAAUCCUCGGCGAACGCCUUGCGUAUGUUCUCCCUUUUGAUCUUCAACGCGGCAGUCACUAGUCCCGUCUCUGGAGUCCAUGGAUCCGGCAGCAGCUUGAUCUUGGAGGGUAUCUCCGAUUUUUGGAGGCGAGCUUGCUUGGCCGUCUGCGUAGAUUCACAUCAAAGUUAGCCAAAAAAAACCUUUGAGAAAACAAAGUUCUCAAUGAACCUGAGAGAUAGAUUUCAGUA
Selaginella moellendorffii is the source of this 2210-nucleotide messenger RNA. RefSeq lists its product as uncharacterized. The record is from RefSeq and is a predicted model, not a curated record. Bases 1060 to 1929 code for a protein of 289 amino acids. The transcript is spliced from 13 exons. Lineage: Eukaryota; Viridiplantae; Streptophyta; Lycopodiopsida; Selaginellales; Selaginellaceae. Gene Ontology annotation, cellular component: membrane.